UGAAAACGUCAUUCGAAGAAAAUUAAAAAUUUUCAACAGAAGAAAGAGUAAACAAAAAUUAGUUUUGUAGAAAAACAUAUAAUUAUGGGAAAACCCUUAUUUUUUGCACAUCCAUAGCAUUAGUAUAAAUAAUUAUAAUAGUGUUAUUGUUCUGUGACAAGUAUAAGAUUGUUUGCACGCUUCAAAUUGGCCUUAUCAAGGGUUUGAGGCAGAAGCGUCUUUGUUAGCUUCAUUUUUUUAUGGGCAACGUCAGGAGCAGACCCGAAGCUGAAACAAGGAUCGAAGAAUCAUCCCUAACGUCGUCAUUGCCAGUUUUGUUUGCACCACCUUUGUUGGCAGCAGGAAAAAAGCCUCAACGAAAAUAUCAGGAACAGAAACUCGAACGCUCAGCUAGUUUAGAGGGUUUCUCCACUCGUUUAAACGGAAGUUUUCGGAGGAUCUAUAGAUCGCUCUCCUGUUCGUCGCUGCACAGUUCUUGGCCACUGAAAAGAGAUACUUUUGAUCAACAUUGCAGACGUCCACUAAGUCGUGUUUCGCGGAGAAGGCGGAAAGAAUCAACUGCUGCAGACGCUCGACUCCUGGCAAGGACCUGCUGGCCAGUCUCGAAUGCCGAGUCGCUUUUUCUGCCACACUUCCCGGUAGAUUGCAACGCGGUGCAUCGCUUUCACUUCGUGGGACACGUUGCGAAUGGGGCUUUUGGAAAGGUGCACAGGGUGAGGAGAGCUUCGGAGGAUUUUGCGUUGAAGGUUUUGAGCAAGUCAGAGAUCAUCAACUGUAACGCUAUUCGCCAGUUGAAAGACGAAGUUGAUAUCCAAACAAUCUGUGGCCAUCAUCCAUUUAUAGCCAAAUGUUUAAAUUUUUGGCAGUCUAAAACAAAGGUGUUUCUAUUAUCUAACUUCUACGCCAACGGAGAGCUAUUCCAGAGGUUCAAAAAAUUCCCUAUAGAUCUUGUGCGACUCUACAUAGCUGAAAUCGCCCUUGCAUUAGAUUUUCUCCACCAAGCGGGAGUUAUCUAUCGGGACUUGAAACCGGAGAAUGUGCUUUUCGAUCAGGACUACCACGUGCGUUUGAUCGACUUUGGACUGAGCAAGUGGUUGAGCAUAGGAAGCCGGACGCGCACCCUAUGCGGAACUCUGCAGUACAUGGCUCCGGAAAUACUGGAAGGUGAACCCUACGGCCAUGCUGUUGAUUGGUGGGCACUUGGUACACUGGCAUGCCAAAUGUAUACAGGAGAGUACCCCGAGCUGGACCUGUCGAAAUACCUCAACAAAUUCGAGACUGUCGAUAAGCUCAUAGAACGUGCCAAAGUUCACCGUACAACCUCUGCCUCGAUCAAUCUGCUUCCGGACUCAGUCAAUGAUCUUCCUGCGGACGCGCAAGAUCUUCUCAAGCGAUUGCUGGAAACGAAGCCUCAGUACCGGCUGCGGUCGCUCCUCCAGCUGCAGCGUAUUGCCCUGUACAAGAAUUACAACUGGGAAGACGUGCGGCAGAAGAAGUUUUCCCCGAAGCAAAUGAUGGAAGAUGAGGCUGCCGCAUCGGAUCUGGAGGCUGGCCAGUCAUUCGAUUUGUUCGAUUGGUAAUUAUUAGCAUCUUGUGUGUAUUUUACAUUACGGUGAUGGAAUCAUCAGAAAACAGUAAUGUGCUGAUCAUGGUAGUU
Molecule: messenger RNA, 1657 nt
Organism: Armigeres subalbatus
Lineage: Eukaryota; Metazoa; Arthropoda; Insecta; Diptera; Culicidae
Gene: S6KL
Product: serine/threonine-protein kinase S6KL
Exons: 9
Coding region: 240-1580 (446 amino acids)
Biological process (GO): peptidyl-serine phosphorylation
Molecular function (GO): ATP binding; protein serine/threonine kinase activity
Source: RefSeq, a predicted model, not a curated record